Messenger RNA from Phyllotreta striolata, 1560 nucleotides. Lineage: Eukaryota; Metazoa; Arthropoda; Insecta; Coleoptera; Chrysomelidae. The record is from the annotation of a GenBank genome assembly.
AUGGGUUUCAAAACUGCUAUUUUCUUUUUGGUGGUUGUUGCUUCUACAGCAAUUAAUGCUCUGGGAGCUGUGGAUAUUGACGCAAGUUGUACCAAUGGCUUUCCGAAUUACCGUUUCUAUCCUUAUGAUUGCCGGAAGUACUUGGGUUGCUUGAGCGGAGAAACGAAAAUUUAUUCCUGUCCCACGAGUUUAUAUUGGAACGAAGAAAUUAAAGCUUGCGAUGUUGAAGAGAAAACUGAUUGUUCUCACAUAAUUCCAUACCCAGUGCCAGAUUGUCUUAAUGCCACCGAAAGAUACUACGACUAUCCAUACGAUUGUGCUAAAUUUUAUGAAUGUUUCGGAAAGAAAGCAUAUCUGUUAAAUUGUCCCUCUAACUCUUUGUGGAACGACAAAAUUAAAGAAUGUGAUGAUCACGAUAAAGUCGAUUGCUCUAGGGUAAUUCCAUUCCCACCGACAACUACGACUACUGCAAAGCCUACCACUCCAAAACCUACCACUCCAAAACCUACCACUCCAAAACCUACCACUCCGAAACCUACCACUCCAAAACCUACCCACGCACCCUAUACCACACCGAAAAUAGAAUGCACUACGAAAAGGGAAUACUAUCCAUACCCAUACGAUUGUCAGAAGUAUUACGAAUGCUCUAAUGGGAAAGCGGUUCUAAUGAGUUGCCCUGGAGUCUUGGACUGGAAUGACAAGAUUAAAACGUGCGAUCAGCCUGAAAAUGUUGAUUGCAGUUGCAAAAUUGCUAUUUUCUUUUUGGUGGUUGUUGCUUCUACAGCAAUUAAUGCGCUGGGAGGUUUGAAUAUUGACCCAGAGUGUGUCAAUGGCUUUCCGAAUUACCGUUUCUAUCCUUAUGAUUGCCGGAAGUUCUUGGGUUGCUUGAGCGGAGAAACGAAAAUUUAUUCCUGUCCCACGGGUUUAUAUUGGAACGAAGAAAUUAAAGCUUGCGAUGUUGAAGAGAAAACUGAUUGUUCUCACAUAAUUCCAUACCCAGUGCCAGAUUGUCGUACUGCCACCGAAAGAUACUACUACUAUCCAUACGAUUGUGCUAAAUUUUGGGAAUGUUACGAAAAUAAAGCAUAUCUGUUAAAUUGUCCCGCUGACUCUUUGUGGAACGACGGAAUUAAAGAAUGUGAUGAUCACGAUAAAGUCGAUUGCUGUAACUGGGAUAAUUCCAUACCCACCAACACCUACGUCUCCAAGACCUACCACUCCAAAACCAACCACUCCAAAACCUACCACUCCGAAACCUACCACUCCAAAACCAACCACUCCAAAACCUACCACUCCAAAACCAACCACUCCAAAACCUACCACUCCGAAACCUACCACUCCAAAACCUACCACUCCGAAACCUACCACUCCAAAACCAACCACUCCAAAACCUACCACUCCGAAACCUACCACUCCGAAACCUACCACUCCAAAACCUACCCACCCACCCUAUACCACACCGAAAAUAGAAUGCACUACGGCAAGGGAAUACUAUCCAUAUCCAUACGAUUGUCAGAAGUCAUAUUAUACCAACUGGAUUUGGACAAGGUCUACCUAUGA